Molecule: messenger RNA, 12957 nt
Organism: Dufourea novaeangliae
Lineage: Eukaryota; Metazoa; Arthropoda; Insecta; Hymenoptera; Halictidae
Gene: kl-2
Product: dynein heavy chain 2, axonemal
Exons: 63
Coding region: 16-12957 (4313 amino acids)
Biological process (GO): microtubule-based movement
Cellular component (GO): dynein complex
Molecular function (GO): ATP hydrolysis activity; dynein light intermediate chain binding; dynein intermediate chain binding
Source: RefSeq, a predicted model, not a curated record
GACCUCACGUACAAAAUGCUGGGCUUAACGGUGAUAUACGUGCCCCGUGAGGGCAGCCAGCUCGCGGAACAAGAGUCCGCCGACGAGUCCAGUAUCGAUAAGGAGCUGGUCAAGAGGCUCGAGGGCGUGGUGGUACAUUGGACUACACAGAUCAGAAUCGCCCUCAUGGACCAGGAACAAGCGACGCCCAACGAGUUACUGUGCCUCCAGGACGAGUACGAGUUCUGGACCUAUCGAUACGACAAUCUCUGUGGUUUAAACCAUCAACUCCAAACAUCCACCGUGAAGAAGAUCACGGAGUAUCUCUCGGUCAGUCACUCGACGUACGUUCGUCAGUUUCUCGCGUUGAAGGACGAGAUCGAGGACGGUGUCAAGGAAGCAAAGUCGAACAUCGAGUACCUGCGCAGUCUACAGGCACCUUCGGCCGAGCUGAAUAAAUGCACCGAGCCGUCGGAGAUUGGGAAACAUCUGAUGAAGAUCAUACACCUGUUUCGUGUAAUCUGGCUGAAUUCACCGUACUACAAUAGCCAGGAGAGAAUCGAAAAUCUGUUUGGGGCCCUCAGCAACCAGAUCAUCAUACUUUGCCGUGGCUUCAUCGAUCUGACAGAGAUUUUCGAAGGUAAAACCAGGAAGUCCAUACAGAAGUUGAAUGAAUGCCUGGAAGCCUGUGAAAAUUACAGAUCUGUCUACGAAAAGAUAGCGCACGCGCACACCACACUGACGCAUGUACCGUGGGAUUUAAACGUGGACAAUAUAUUCAGUCGUAUUGAUAUUUUCAUCGGCAGGUGCCAGGACAUGAUUGAGGUCUGCCAGGCGAUGAUCGAUUUCGCCAGAAUGGACGAAACCGUGGAGGAAACAAGGCCAAUGUUCAGCGGGACCAAAGGAAAAGAACGGGAAUGGGGCUGCCAGAAGAUCGAUAGGCUGUUCCACGAGGCGUUGCUGAAAAUCAGACAGAACUCUGCGAAGAUCUUCGACGUUCUCGAGGGAACGUGGCACGAAGACAUGUUCGCGUUCCGCUCGGAGCUGAAGGAUCUGGAAGUCAUAAUCGAGAACCUGGUCACGUCAGCUUUCGUCGGGAUGAACAACGUACAGGAGGGGAUCGAGGAUCUCCAAGGAUUCUACAAUUAUAUGAACCGCGAGACGUUGAAAUCGCUGUUCGACGAGAAGACUAACGACAUAUGGAGGCUGUACAGCGACGAGAUCCAACAGACGAAGCAAGAGGUCCUUGACGAAAGGGAAGAGUAUCCUGCGAUGACACCGUAUUACGCAGGCAGAGCGUUGAAUCUACGAGCGAAAGGGGCACGUCUGGAGUCAACGAGGCGGAUGCUGGAGGAGGCCGCGUGGAUGCCCAAUUGCAGCAUGAGCCUGGACAUCUACUAUCAACACGACAUCGUGAUGAAGUCGAUCGACGAUCUGAUCACCUAUCUAUACCAUAGCUGGAUCCUAUCGGUCGGCGAGAAUCCACGUGCGAAGCUCGAUCGUUUUCUGAUGCGUCGAGCUGACGGAAAAACAGGGAAUCUCGAGUGCACAAUCGAUCCUGACAUUCUGACGCUCGGUCGCGAAUCAGCCUGCUGGGUACAUCAAAGGUUCCCCAUACCGGUUCACAUACGAGUCAUCCAUGAUAAAUGGGACACCCUGCGUUUCGUCUACGAGAGCGUCUUGGCUGUCGUUAUCUCCUACAACAAAGUGAUAGAUGCGCUGUCGCCGACCGAGCGCAGUCUGUUCCGCGAGCUGAUUCGCCAGCUAGACAGGAAGAUCAAUCCGGGCUUAGGCAGGCUGACAUGGAACACGGAAUACGUGGAGGCAUACAUCGAGGAUUGCUUUAACGAAAUGGCAAAUCUGCAAGAGUUCAUCGACGUUUACAAAGAGGCGAACUUCGAGGUGGUGCAAAUCUGCGAAAACAUCUGCGACACGCCGAUGAUCAAGAUCAAGCCGAACUACACGUACAGGCUACAAGAACUGGAGCAGGACUUGCUGACGACCAGGGACGAGACCAUCAACGAUAUGCUGACGAAACACAUAAAGAUGACGCAGUACAUCCUGGUAAUUUACGAAGGAUUCAAACAAGUCAUCGAGGAUAGCUUGAACGAAUGGAGAUCGUUCCUGCACAGGAUCGAUACAGUAAUCAUGGAGGCGUUCAGACAGUGUCUAAGAGGAUCUUUGGAGAUGAUGUACUUGGCACUUCACGGUGACGAGUCCUCGCCCCCGUCACCGUUCAUUCUGGUUCACGUUGAUCUUGUCGAUAACAAGAUAAACUUCACGCCCAAUCUUAUGGAUAUCGCGUCAGUGAUCUCGGGGAUCUUCGACAACCUGCUGGACCCGCUGAAAAAGGUCCAUCGUAUGGUCAGCAAGUUUCGGUUCGAGCACACCAAUCCGCCAUUCUGGUCGUUGUACGAAAAGGACACGGAGCUGUUGAAUCUUCAACAGAAACUUAACGACGAGGUGAACUUCUGUUUCGCGCAAAUGCAAGCCUACCUGAAAACCUGGGAGCCCUUCCAAGAAGUCUGGGAGAUCAACAGAUACCUGUAUCUCCAGAGGUACGAGAAACUGAGGCCCACCGCCGAGUCAUACGACGCGGACAUCACCAGGUACAAUAUCGUCGCGAACAACGUUCAUAUGCAGGAAACGGUGAUGACUGUUCACUUCCUAGACGUGAAUUCAGAUCGAUUGAAGGGGGCGAUCAUCGAAGAAUGCUCAAUUUGGCAGCAGAAGUUUCUCGAGCUUCUCGAGAAGCAGACCGAGACCAUGGUGAACCAUGUUUAUCACUAUAUCUCGGAGAACUCGAGGAAAAUAACGAAGGAACCGACGGACCUGAUCAGUAUGCAGUACUCGCUGCAGUUGUACGAAAGGCUCACCAGCGAGAUUCCGAGGGAGGAGAAGGAAUUCCCGAAGAUCCAGGAGCAAUACCAGACUCUGGAGAAGUACGAGAGGCCUUUGACGUUCGACUUCAAACGGAAAGUAGGCCACAUACCGCCCGCGUGGGCGGCGUACCUGGACGUGCUCACUCAGAGUGAGUUGAUGCUCAGCGAGAAAAAGGAGGAAUUUAAGAAUAUGUUGUUACAAGACGCCAUGAUGAUGAAGGACGAAGUGACCGUGCUAGUGGCCAAGUUCGCUGUGACGGGUCCCUUCACGUCCGACUGGAUAACGAAAGAUGCAUUCGAUUGGAUCGACUAUGUCCACCGGGAGAUCGAUUCCUUGAAGAGAAGAGAGAGUCAAUUGAAGUCGCAGCUGACCAUUUUCGGGAUCAGCCAGUCGGACAAUCUGGAGCUGAUACAGCUAGAGAAGGACCUAGCUGCUCUGGAGCUGGUGUGGCAAUUGACGAACGAGUGGUACGAGGCGUGGGACAGGUAUAGGACCGACAACUUCUGGCGGAUCGAGAUGGAGGAGAUGGACAACACCGCGAACGUUCUCUUCAGGAAGCUGAAUCGUCUCAACAGAGAAUUGAAAGAGAAGAAUUGGGAGAUCAUCGAGCAUUCGAGGAUGCUGGUGGAUAAAUUCCGGCGCACCCUUCCGUUGAUCACCGACCUGAAGAACCCAGCGAUGAGAUCACGGCACUGGAAGAAGGUCAAAGAAGUCAUCGACCGUGACUUCGACGAGACCUCGGAGACGUUUACACUGGAGGCGAUCGCCGAGAUGCAGCUGCAGAAUUUCGCUGAACAGAUCGCGGAUAUCUCGAACGCGGCCACGAUGGAGCUGGCCAUCGAAACUGGUCUACGGAAUAUCAGCCAUGUCUGGCAGAGCAUGCCCAUACAAAUGGUACCGUACAAGGACAGAGGGAUAUACAAGCUGUUGUCCAUAGACGAUGUGCUGCAAACUCUGGACGAACAACAGGUUCAGCUGUCAGCCAUGAAGGCGACAAGGUUCGUCGAGCCAUUCGCUACCGAGGUCGACUACUGGGAACGCACCUUGUCCGCCGUUGGGGAGGUCCUCGAAAUGACGCUAAUCAUCCAACGUGGAUAUAUGUACAUGGACAAUAUAUUCACCACGGAGGACAUCAAGAAACAAUUGCCCAAGGAGAGCGACGUGUACGACAAGCUGACCAAGCAAUGGAAGACAAUCACAUCGCGUAUGGCGCAAAAGGCUCUGGCUCUUCCUGCCACCCAUGAACCACCCGGGCUGCUCGAAGUUCUGAAUAAAAUCAACGACAACCUGGAGUCGAUGCAACGCGCCCUGGAACAGUAUCUCGAGACCAAACGACACGUGUUCCCGAGAUUCUAUUUCAUCUCGAACGACGACCUGCUGGAGAUACUGGCGAACGCUAGAAAACCGGAACUGAUACAACCGCACAUCAAGAAACUGUUCGAGAACAUUAAAUCGCUGAAUCUCGGCAAGUCUCUGACAGGAAAAUAUUUGGCCAACGGUAUGUUCUCGAUCGAGGGCGAAUACGUCGAGUUCUCCGCCUCAGUUCUCCUCGAGGGUCAAGUCGAAAGAUGGCUCUGCGACGUCGAAACCGCGAUGAGAACGAGCCUGCGCGAUGUGCUGAGGCAGUGUCGAACCGCCCUCCGAAAAAUGACCGCGAAACGCGACAGGUGGGUGAAAGAGUGGCCGAGCCAGCCGGGAAUUACGUCCACUCAGAUCCAGUGGACCGCCGACUGUACCCGCACCCUUCUGCACUGCAAGUUGUUAGACUCGAGACGACCGCUGAAGAAACUACGAAGACGUCAGAAUCAGGCGCUGAACAAGUACUCGGAGGCGAUCAGGAGCGACUUGAGUCGAUUGGAUCGUCUGAAGUUCAAGGCGAUCGUGGUGAUCGAGAUCCACGCUAGGGACGUUGUCGAGAAGAUGUACAGAUCCAAUUGCAAAGACGUGUCAGAGUUCGAGUGGCUGUCGCAGCUACGGUUCUACUGGGACAAAGACAUCGACGACUGCAUUGUAUGGCAAACGAACACGCACUUCGUCUACGGGUACGAGUACCUUGGGACCAGCGGACGUCUGGUCAUAACGCCCUUGACCGAUCGGUGCUACAUCACUCUGACCACCGCCCUCCACCUGUACCGCGGUGGCAGUCCAAAGGGGCCAGCUGGGACAGGUAAAACUGAGACCGUGAAGGAUCUUGGUAAAGCGCUUGGAUUCAACGUGAUCGUGGUGAACUGUUCCGAAGGGUUGGACUAUAAAAGUAUGGGGAGGCUGUUCUCCGGGCUGGCGCAGACCGGUGCAUGGGGUUGCUUCGACGAAUUUAAUCGCAUAAACAUCGAGGUAUUGUCGGUGGUGGCGCAACAGAUACUCUCUAUACUCACAGCGAUCUCGCAGAAAAUGAACAAAUUCGUGUUCGAGGGCACGGAGAUAUCGUUGGUACACACAUGCGGUAUUUUCAUCACGAUGAAUCCUGGUUACGCUGGUAGAACAGAGCUACCAGACAAUCUGAAGUCAAUGUUCCGGCCGAUCUCGAUGAUGGUGCCUGACAGUGGCAUGAUCGCUGAGAUCAAUCUGUUCGGCGAGGGUUUCGAGAACACCAGAAUUUUGGCUAGAAAGGUUUUCACUUUGUACACGCUGGCCCAGCAACAGCUCAGCAAACAGUAUCACUACGACUUUGGUUUGAGAGGUAUCGUGACUUUGACCAGGUACGCUGGCAAGAAGAAGAGGCUCUACCCGAAUUUACCAGAUGACGAGGUGAUCAUCCUGGCGAUGAAGGAUAUGAACAUCGCUAAACUCACAUCCGACGAUCUACCGUUGUUCCUUGGCAUCACCAGCGAUCUAUUCCCGGACGUGGAGGUGCCGAGCGUCGAUUACGAGGAAAUUAUCGCUUAUAUAACCAAGGAGGCGAUCAAGCUGAAGCUUCAGCCUAUUCCCCUGAUACUGACGAAAGUUAUCGAACUGUACGAGACGAUGAGCUCGAGACACUCGACGAUGAUGGUCGGCGAGUCGAACACUGCGAAAACGGUCACCUGGCAGAUACUGCAGAACACGAAGACCAGCAUGAAGAACGACAAGAAACCGGGCCACAACGUCGUCCAUGUGCAUCCCAUCAAUCCGAAAGCGUUGAGCCUCGGCGAGCUGUACGGCGAAUACAAUCUCUCGACUGGCGAAUGGCACGACGGCGUGAUAUCCUCGAUCAUGCGGAAAACCUGUUCCGAGGACACACCUGACGAGAAAUGGAUCCUCUUUGACGGGCCUGUGGACGCUGACUGGAUAGAGAACAUGAACAGCGUCAUGGACGAUAAUAAAGUUUUAACACUGAUAAACAAUGAUCGUAUCACGAUGCCCGACCAAGUGUCCCUAUUAUUCGAGGUUCAGGAUCUAGCAGUCGCCUCUCCUGCGACUGUUUCCAGAGCUGGUAUGGUCUACAACGAUUACAAAGACCUCGGUUGGAAACCGUACAUGACAUCCUGGUUACUAAAAUACAACGGAAAACCAGAAUUCACAGAGGAGAUGCAGAAACUGUUCGAGGAGUACGUGCACACUACCAUCGAAUUUAAAAGACUGAAAUGCGAGGAACUGGUCCCUGUACCAGAACUGAACGCAGUUCAAUCGUUGUGCAAGCUUCUCGAGGUGCUGGCCACCCCCGAAAACGGAGUAGAGUUCACAGGGGACAGAGACGUAUUCGCAAAUAUCACGAAAAUGUGGUUCUUCUUCUGUAUGAUCUGGUCGAUCUGCGGUUCCGUGAACGAGGAGGGUCGCUACAGGGUGGACAAUUACAUCCGCGAGAUCGAGGGCUCUUUUCCACUCCGCGACACCGUUUACGAGUACUUCGUCGACUCUCGUCUGCGAGCGUUCGUCUCGUGGGAGGAGAGGUUGCCUCAGGCAUGGAGGAUUCAAUCAGGGACGCCAUUCUACAAAAUCAAUGUCCCGACUGUGGACACGGUCCGAUACGAGUACAUCAUCGGUUCCCUGCUGAGGAACGAGUUCCCUGUGUUACUUGUGGGCCCUGUGGGCACAGGGAAGACCUCGAUGUUCCAUACAAUCCUGAACUCCUUGAACACUGAAAAAUAUGCCGUUCUGACAUUGAACAUGUCUGCUCAGACCACCUCGAAGAACAUACAGGAUACGCUUGAGAGCAGACUGGAGAAACGCACGAAAGGGAUCUACAUCCCAAUCAGUGGGAAAAAAAUGAUCUCCUUCAUGGAUGACUUCAACAUGCCCAUGAAAGAGACUUAUGGCUCCCAGCCGCCCCUGGAACUCAUCCGACAAUUGAUAGGAUAUGGAUUCUGGUACGAUCGCCGGAAGCAGAUCAGGAAGUACGUGCAAAGAGUGCAUUUAAUGGCCGCCAUGGGCCCACCUGGCGGGGGACGUAACGUAAUCACGAAUCGACUUCUGACGAAGUUCAACGUUAUCAACAUGACGUUCCCCGUCGAGAAGCAAAUCGUGAGGAUAUACGGAACGAUGCUGAAUCAACAUUUGGCCGACUUUCAUUCGGAAGUCAAGGGAAUAAGUAACGAGGUCACAUUGGCCACCAUCGAUCUCUACAAUCACGUCAUCCAAACGAUGCUGCCAACUCCGGCGAAAAUGCACUAUCUGUUUAAUUUACGAGACAUAUCCAAGGUGUUCCAAGGUUUGCUGCGCAGUCAUAUAGACUACCAAUACUCUAGAUCAACGUUCCUUCGAUUGUGGAUGCACGAGACGUUCCGAGUGUUCUGUGACAGACUCAUCGACGAGAAGGACAGAGAUUGGUUCCUGGAUGAGCUUAGUCGUCAGCUUGGAAAAUACUUCGAGAUGACUUUCAGUAAUAUCUGCCCGGAGAAAAGGUGUCCAAUUUUUGGUAGCUUCAUGAACGCCUGGGACAUAUACGAAGACUUAGCAGACAUCGGCGCCGUGAGAACGCACAUCGAGUCGCAAAUGGACGAAUACAACGCCUCCACGGGUGUGGUUCGCCUCGAUCUUAUUCUCUUCCGGGACGCGAUCGAGCACAUAUGCCGAAUCGUUCGCGUGAUCUCUCAACCUCGAGGCAACAUGCUUCUGGUGGGAGUCGGUGGUAGCGGACGACAAUCGUUGUCACGGAUUGCGGGCUACAUGUGCGAGCUGACCACCUUCCAAAUCUCGGUCACGAAAUUGUACAAGCUACCGGAAUUUCGCGAGGACCUGAAGGUUCUGUACUCGAAGACCGGCGUCGAGAACAAGGCGAUGUCGUUCCUUUUCAACGACACCCAGGUAGUCGAGGAACAAUUCUUGGAAGUUGUGAACAGUAUAUUGAGCACAGGCGAGGUGGCCAACCUGUUUAAAAGCGACGAAAUGGAAGAGAUUAAAAAGCAACUGUCGAAGGACGCGAUCAAAGCUGGACGUGUACCAACAACCGAGACGAUCUACGCGCUGCUGAUCGAGAGGGCGCGCGCCAAUAUGCAUCUGGUGCUGUGCAUGAGCCCGGUCGGGGACGCGUUCAGGAACAGAUUACGCCAGUACCCGGCCCUGAUCAACUGCACAACCAUCGAUUGGUUUCUGGAAUGGCCGCGGGAAGCUCUGCUCGAAGUUGGCAACAAGUUCCUCAUGAAUCUCAAUCUGACGCUCACUAUCACCGGCGAAAAUAAAGCGGAACCACGACAAUCCGCGACGGCGAUUCCGUUGCCUCCGCUUCAGGAACGUAUGCGGGAUGGAAUAGCGGGGACCUUCUCUCUAAUUCACGAGAGUGUGUCACAGUUUUCGCGUAGAAUGGCCAUGGAGAUGAAGCGGUACAAUUACGUGACACCGGUGAAUUUCCUCGAACUGGUCGCUGGCUAUAAAACAAUGCUCGCGGAAAAGAGGCAGGAAUUAGCGGACCAGGCGAACAAACUUCGGAACGGCCUCUCGAAGAUCGACGACACCCGAGUCAAAGUGAAUGAAAUGGCUGCCGAGCUCGAAGUCACGCAGGAGCAGGUUCAUAAAUCUACCAGGGAAUGCGAAGAGUUCCUGGUGACCAUAGUGAAUCAGAGACGGGACGCCGACGAGACGCAGAAAACCGUAACGGCCAGAUCGAAUCGGAUCGCCGAGGAGCAAAAGGAAUGCAAGGCGCUCGAAGAGCUGGCUCGCGCUGACCUCGAAACUGUCGAACCAGCUCUGAACGAGGCCAUGAAGGCUCUGGACGCGCUCAGCAAGAAGGACAUCUCCGAAAUAAGAUCUUUCACGCGUCCGCCGCCGAAAGUCGAGAUGGUAAUGGAGGCGGUGAUGAUCCUGAAGACCUCCGAGCCGAGCUGGGCGGAGUCGAAGCGUCAGCUUGCUGACGUGAACUUUCUCAACACGCUACGGGACUUCGACAAAGACCACAUAUCCGAUAGAACGCUGAGAGCCAUCGCCAGGUACACAUCCAAUCCCGAAUUUGAUCCCGAAAAAGUCGGCCAGGUAUCGAUCGCCGCGAAGUCGCUCUGCAUAUGGGUCAUAGCCAUGGAGAAAUACGGGAAGCUGUUCAGAAUUGUCGCGCCGAAGAGGGAGAAGCUGUACGAGGCGCUGGCGUCAUUGAAGCAGAAGGAGGAUGCCCUCAAGGAGGCGAUGCAUCAAUUCGAAAAAUUGCAAGAGAAACUGGAGAAGCUGCAGGAGAUGUACGACGGGAAGAUGCGCGAAAAGGAGGAGUUAAUUAAACUGGCGGAGCUAUUGAAGCUGAAACUGGAACGGGCCGGGAUGCUAGUCGACGGUCUUUCCGGGGAACGAAUACGAUGGGAGAACACGGUCGGUUCACUGGCCACGUACUUCGACUGGCUGCCAGGUGAUUGCCUAAUAUCCACCGCCUUUGUGUCCUAUUUGGGUCCCUUCGUGUCCAAUUACAGGGAGGAGCUGAUAAGCAUGUGGAUGAAGGAGGUGACAGAGAAAGAAAUUACAACCUCCCCUGACCUCAACUUGAAGGAAUUCCUGGUAGAUCCAGCAAUAAUCAGGGAGUGGCGAAUCCAAGGCCUACCUUCGGACGACUUCAGCACGGAGAACGGUAUCAUCGUGACCAGGGGGACCAGAUGGCCCCUGGUGAUCGAUCCCCAGUGUCAGGCGGUGAAAUGGAUCAAGAACAUGGAGACAAAGAACUCGCUGAAAGUGAUCGAUUUUGGGCAAGCAGAUUUCAUGAGGGUCCUGGAACAGGCGCUGCAAUUCGGUCGUCCGGUACUUCUGGAGAACAUCGGGGAGCUGAUCGAUCCCGCUCUGAACCCGAUCCUCGACAGAUCCUUCGUCACUCUAGGUAACCAGGUGGUGAUCAAAUUCAACGAAAAGAUGAUCUCCUACAACAGCAACUUCCGUCUGUUCAUCACGACGAAACUGGCGAAUCCCCAUUACGCACCAGAGGUGUCCACUAAGACGACUUUAUGCAACUUCGCCAUUAAGGAACAGGGACUGGAAGACCAGCUCCUGGGUAUCGUGGUAAGAAAAGAGAAGCCGCAGCUCGAGGAACAGAAGGACAAUCUGGUCAUCACGAUCUCGAGCAAUAAACGAACCCUCAAAGAGCUCGAGGACCGAAUCCUCCACUUGCUGAACGUGGCCGGCGAUAGCCUCUUAGACGAUCUCGAUCUACUGAGCACCCUGCAAUCCUCGAAAGCGACCGCGUCCACGAUCGAAGAAUCGUUAGUGGUGUCCGAGAGUACCGAGAAAAAGAUCGAUCUAGCUAGAGAGGAGUACAGACCGUGCGCCCAGCGUGCAGCGAUACUAUUCUUCGUGUUGAACGACAUGAGCCUGAUCGAUCCGAUGUACCAGUUCUCAUUGGACGCGUACGUCACCCUGUUUGUCCUGUCUAUCGAGAAGAGCCCGAGGAGUGUAAAGCUCCAGGAGAGGAUCGAAAGCCUGAACGAGUAUCACACUUACGCCCUGUACAAAAACACGUGUCGCGGUCUGUUCGAGCAUCACAAGCUGCUGUUCUCGUUCAACAUGUGCAUCAAGAUAUUGGACGCCCAGGGUAAAGUUUCCCACGUCGAGUACGGGUUUCUGUUGCGCGGCGGGAUUGUUCUGGAUCGUGAGAAUCAGCCGGACAAGCCGGUUCCAUGGCUGCCGGACGAAACUUGGGACAACGUCACCGAGCUGGACAAGGUUCCUGGAUUCCACGGACUGGUCUCCUCGUUCGAGCAGUUCCCGCGGGAUUGGAAUCUGUGGUACGUCAGCACGGAACCAGAAACGAUACCACUGGUCGCCGAAUGGGAAACGCACUGCAACACAUUCCAGAAGAUGCUAGUGAUACGAAGCUGUCGGCCAGAUAGAAUCUCCUUCUGCGUCGCGCACUUCAUCGUGAUAAAUCUCGGUCAAAGAUUCGUGGAGCCCCCGGUACUCGACCUGAAAGCCGUCCUCGACGAUUCCGUCGCCCAGACCCCACUCAUAUUUGUUCUCUCGCCUGGUGUGGAUCCUACGAGCACUUUGACGCAAUUAGUCGACAGCCAGGAGAUGACUAAUCAUUUUAUGACUCUGUCCCUGGGUCAAGGACAAUCCCCUAUCGCCACCAGAAUGAUAGAAGUCGGAGCGACAGAAGGGGCAUGGGUGUUUCUAGCCAACUGUCAUUUGUCGCUCAGCUGGAUGCCGAAAUUGGACAAGAUCGUGGAGACAUUAGGGUCCAGUAAAACUCUCCACCCACAGUUCAGAUUGUGGCUGAGCUCCAGUCCAACUCCGCAGUUCCCUAUAUCGAUCCUUCAGGCGGGUAUCAAGAUGACCACCGAACCGCCGAAAGGUCUGAGGGCGAACAUGAAGCGUCUUUACGGUUUAAUAACCGAGACCCAGUUCGAGCUAUGCCAAACGAAGCACAAGUACAAAAAGCUUCUGUUCGCCCUGGUAUUCUUCCAUGCGAUUCUCCUCGAACGUAAAAAGUUCCAGCAAUUGGGCUGGAACGUUGUCUACAGCUUCAACGACUCGGACUUUGUGGUGUCCGAGAAUCUCCUCCAGGUCUACCUGGACGAAUAUCCAAUCACUCCAUGGGAAUCCUUGAAAUAUCUCGUUGCUGGUGUUUGCUACGGCGGUCACGUGACCGAUGACUGGGAUCGCCGGUUGCUGAUGACGUACGUGCAACAAUAUUUCAAUGAGGACGCGCUGACUGUGCCCAAUUAUCGUUUGUCAUCGUUGCCCACCUAUUACGUGCCGCGGGACGGUUCCUUGGAGUCCUACCGCGAUUUCAUCGCUGUGCUGCCCAGCGUGGACAGACCAGAAGCGUUUGGUCAACACACGAAUGCGGACAUAACCUGUCUGAUCAUGGAGACACGGAAUAUGUUCAAGACGUUGAUGGGUCUUCAGGUUCAGACGGCCACCAGCGAGGAGAUCAGCAAGGAGGAAAAAGUGACACAGCUAACCGCGGACAUAUUGUCGAAGAUACCGAAUAACAUCGAUUACGAGACCACGCAGAAGCUAAUAGGGCCGAAGAAGUCGCCGUUGGACGUGGUCCUGUUGCAAGAGAUACAACGCUACAAUAUUCUUCUACGUAAGACACGUAACAGUCUGCGGGAUCUUCAGCAGGCAAUUAAAGGUCUGGUCCUGAUGUCGUCCGCAUUGGAGGAGAUCUUCACGUCCGUCUACGAGGGACGUGUUCCCUCGGCCUGGCUGGUCGCUUAUCCGUCCUUGAAGCUACUGGGUGCCUGGACCAGGGAUCUGGUCAGCCGUGUGGAACACUUCGACGAAUGGGCGCGAACCACCCAUCCGCCGUUGCUGUUCUGGCUGGCCGCGUACACGUUCCCAACCGGUUUUCUCACCGCUGUACUACAGACGUCGGCCAGAUUAUGGAACGUAUCCAUCGAUUCUCUGUCCUGGGAGUUCAAUGUUUUCACCAUCGACGAGUCAGCGAUCAUCGAGCCACCUGUGGACGGCGUGUACAUACGCUCGGUAUUUCUCGAAGGCGCCGGCUGGGACAAGAAGAACAGCGUGCUCGUCGAGCCGGCCCCCAUGCAACUUGUCUGCACCAUGCCAGUGAUUUACUUUCGACCCACGGAGCAUCUCAAGAAGAGGACAAAAGGACUCUACAACUGCCCCUGCUACUAUUAUCCUCAGAGAAGCGGAGACCAAGGACGGCCAUCUUUCGUUGUCGUUGUUGACCUGAACGCUGGCCCCGAAGGAUCGGAAUUCUGGAUCAAACGGGGCACUGCUCUACUGCUGAGUCUCUCGACUUAG